AUGACGACCGCCAAGUUCGUCCUGCCCAUUGUGGCAGUGUGUGCGCUGAUCGGAGUGCUGUUUGUGGUAGCCCCGUCGCAUGCGGGGAGCACUGUGAUUGCCUCUGAAGGUGGCGACGCUCUGACCGGAACCGAAUUCCCCUCGGACAUCAGCCGUGGCCGCGUGCUCAAGCACAAGAGCUCCGAUUCAAGCAGCUCCGAUACAAGCAGCUCCGGCUCUACUAGCAGCUCCGGCUCCAGCAGCAAGAAGUCGAAGAAGAGCGACUCGACUUCGUCAGGCUCGUCCCCCUCCCCGUCUCCCUCGAAGAAGUCGAAGAAGGGAUCAAGCGCGCCGUCCGAUUCCCCCCCGCCUCCUACCAAGUCGGGGAAGAAGUCAAAGAAGGGCUCUGACGUUCCCGCCUCUCCCCCGCCGCCGACCACCACCGGGAAGAAGGGGAAGAAGGGCGGAAGCACCGACACUCCCGCCACUCCCGCCUCUCCCCCGCCAACCACCCCCAAGAAGAAGGGCGGACACAAGAACUGGACCGCCCCUGCGACGCCCACCCCUGAUCCCGUGCCCGCGCCUGCUACGAGCGGAAAGGGCGGAAAGAAGGGCAAGAACAACGCGGGUGCGGGUGCAGGUGGCGGCGGGUCCGCGCCCGUGGUGGUGAGCAAGGCGGACCAGAAGGUCCAGGGGCUGCUGAAGACGGCGGCCGGCGGCGUGCAGAAGGCGGCGGACGCGCUGGGCACGAAGCACAAGUACUACGCGAGCCUGACGGCGACGGUGCAGGCGCUCACGAACGCCGGCAUUCUCAUCGACGAGGGGCAGCGCACGCUCGUGCAGGGGCAGAUCACCAACGCCAUUUCCACCAUCGACGGCGUCUCCGUUAUGCUCGACCCCGUUAACGAUAAGAAGGUGCUCGCGCAGCUCGCGACCGCUAGGACCACCGCGGAGGAUGCGUCGAAGGCCUUCAAGCCAUAG
Messenger RNA from Closterium sp. Yama58-4, 960 nucleotides. NCBI's taxonomy places the organism in Eukaryota, Viridiplantae, Streptophyta, Zygnematophyceae, Desmidiales, Closteriaceae. The record is from the annotation of a GenBank genome assembly.